CAGCCGAUGGAUUGUUUGGGCUCUGUGUGUUGUGUAUCCCAUUCACGACAGCACUACAGUUAUGAGGCACCCGACAUGAACAGUAUGCCGGAAAGAAAUUCUCGGUCAGGCGAAUGGGCGUCGAAAGUCCAGCUGGCCGGGAUAUUGUAUAAAAGACCUUUCAACCAUCAGUCAAACAAGUGGGCGAAAAGAUAUUUCAUUAUACGAGAUGGAUUUCUAUUUUACUAUCAGGAGAGUGAAAAGAAAGAAAUGGAAAAGCGGUCUUGUAUCAACAUUCAUCCCAAGGGAAUGAUACCUUUAGGAGAAUGCAGUAUUACUCCAUCAAGGGAACAAGGACAGCCUUUUGCAUUCUAUCUGGACAGUGCAGAUAUUCAUGGAAGAAUGCUUUUGGCUGCUGACAGCAGUUUUGAAAGAGACAAAUGGAUUGACAUGCUGGAAAAGUCAAAAAGGAUAACUUGGAAACAUGCUCAGUUAGCAGACAACCUCAUUCGACAGUUGGAGGAUCAGGGCUUACAGAUGGCAAAACAGAAGCAGGACUACUUUGAUCAGCUCCAGAGUGAAGUGUUAGCUCUGUCUGAUGAAAGAGAAAAAACUGAGGAGCUAGGAAGAAUUAAUCAGGAGCUGGAGAAGGAGAAACAGAAGUUGGAGCUGUAUCAGCAGGAGAUGACAGAGGAAUACGAACGAAUCAGUUUAAGUGAGGAGAAGGAGAGAAUUUUGGAAACAUUACAUGACCAGCAGAGCUCGCAACAGAAGCUGACAGAGGAGAAUCAGAGUUUAGCCCUCACGAAGGAGGAACUACAGUCUACCCUCAAACUCAUUGAAUACCAGACCAAGGAACUGCUUCGUGAGAAAUCCCAGGCUGAAGAAAAAAUGAAGGAGAAUGAGUCAAGAGCUCGGGCACUGGAAGAAGAAAAAGAAUUUAUAAGUGGACAUGCGGAGGAGCUUAAAGAAUCCCUGAAGGAUCUUAAGGUACAGAAGGAAAUGACUGAAGCAGAAUUAAAGGAGGAGGUUAUGGCUAGACUAGAUGCGGAGAGGAAGCUGAAAGACGCAGACAACUCGUUACAGAAACUGUCGUGUGCUGUGGUAUCUCAAACUCCACACAUAGAACAGGAUGUCAAGGAAGAGAUGGUGGUCAACGUCAACAAACUCAAACGGUUUUUUGAGGAUCUAGCAAAUGAGGCCAAAAUAGACUCAGACAAACCUCUAAUUGUGAAAAACACGAUACAUGCCAGAAAAACGUUAGCCCGAAGAGCGAAAACGAAGAAAUUCCAACGCAACAAGUCCAGUAGUCUUCGGGUCAAGUCUAGUAACAGCAUCUCUGACACACAUGGAGCAGAAGGUGUGAAUCUCCGUCGUACUACCACUUGUGUUCCCAGGAAGGGAAUCUCCGUCAAUUUCCCUCUGACAGCGAGUAGUACUUUUUCUGAGGAUCUGUAGCCUACACUUUCAAAAACAAUUCUCAUUCUUUGUUGUGGCUUAAUCAAAUGAUUUCACAAAUGGGUUACAUUGUGCAACAAAUUUUAGACAGCAUUUCUACUGCUACAUAAAAUAUUUGUUCCGUGGAAUGAUCUGUUAUUUAAACUGAAGAGGAAUCAUCAUUGGAUUUUUUUUCACCUCAGCAAAUUUCAUGUUUUUGAAAAAUUGUUUUUGAGUCAUUAUGGGAACAGCUUCACUGUGUGUAAUGUUUAACAAAGACUUU
Messenger RNA from Ylistrum balloti, 1699 nucleotides. RefSeq names its product pleckstrin homology domain-containing family D member 1-like. Bases 7 to 1437 code for a protein of 476 amino acids. NCBI's taxonomy places the organism in Eukaryota, Metazoa, Mollusca, Bivalvia, Pectinida, Pectinidae. The transcript is spliced from 13 exons. The record is from RefSeq and is a predicted model, not a curated record.